This is a messenger RNA of Corvus hawaiiensis (hawaiian crow), 3480 nucleotides long. Its product is annotated as hexokinase-2. The record is from RefSeq and is a predicted model, not a curated record. Gene Ontology annotation, molecular function: D-glucose binding; glucokinase activity; mannokinase activity. NCBI's taxonomy places the organism in Eukaryota, Metazoa, Chordata, Aves, Passeriformes, Corvidae. Bases 175 to 3246 code for a protein of 1023 amino acids. Gene Ontology annotation, biological process: glucose 6-phosphate metabolic process; intracellular glucose homeostasis; glycolytic process. The transcript is spliced from 18 exons. Gene Ontology annotation, cellular component: cytosol; mitochondrion.
GCUCCCAGCCCCUCCAAACACAUCCAUCCUUCCUCAGCAGGGGAUUUUUCCAUUUUAUUUUCCCUCUCUGCGAAAUAGGAGAGAGGAUUCCUCAGUAAAACUCUCUGCACUGAAAUUUGGGCUGGGGGCAAGCGAGGUCACCCCCACAGGGACAGAGCAAUGCGGGGCUGAUCCAUGAUCUGGCUGCUCCUUAUUGCCGUGCCAAGGGGGUGCGGAACGGGGGUGCACCUCUGUGGGGGUGUCAGCGUGGGCAGGAGGAGCCCUGACCCUCCACAGAGCAUCUCAUCCCAGACAGCUCCGUCAUUCUCAUCCCAAGGCUCCGGGAUUACACCACUGCUGCUAAAAUCCCGUCUUCAUCCGCGCGGUGCCCAGCCAAUGACCUCGGCGCUGGCACGCAGGGCCUUCCUCCGCAGGGGAUCAGAGAUGAUAAAGCCCUCCCAGCCCCAGCUCGGCGUGCCGAGGUCUCAGUCUCAGUCUCAGCAAACCAUGGUGGAUGCUCCAAGGAUGAUGUCCAUGCACACGGAGAACGGGAUGGACAGUGAAAGCUUCGCCCAGAUCGACAAGUACCUGUACCACAUGCGGCUCUCCGAUGAGACCCUCCUGGAGGUGUCCCAGCGUUUCGAGAAGGAGAUGGAGAAGGGGCUGGGAGCAGAGACCAACCCCACUGCCUCCGUGAAGAUGCUGCCCACCUUCGUCAGGUCCACCCCAGACGGGACAGAGGAUGGGGAUUUCCUGGCGCUGGACCUUGGUGGCACCAACUUCCGCGUGCUGAGGGUGAAGGUGUCGGACAACGGGCUGCAGAAGGUGGAGAUGGAGAACCAGAUCUACGCCAUCCCCGAGGAGCUCAUGCGUGGCAGUGGGGUGCAGCUUUUCGACCACAUUGCUGAGUGUUUGGCCAACUUCCUGGACAAGCUGCAAAUCAAAGACAAGAAGCUCCCCCUUGGCUUCACCUUCUCCUUCCCGUGUCACCAGACCAAGCUGGAUGAGAGCAUCCUCGUGACGUGGACGAAGGGGUUCAAGUGCAGCAGCGUGGAGGGGAGGGACGUGGUGUCCCUGCUGCGCAAGUCCAUCAAGAAAAGAGGGGACUUUGACAUCGACAUCGUGGCCGUGGUGAAUGACACCGUGGGGACCAUGAUGACCUGUGGCUACGAUGACCACAACUGUGAAGUUGGCCUCAUUGUUGGUACCGGCACCAACGCCUGCUAUAUGGAGGAGAUGAGGCACAUUGACCUGGUGGAAGGGGACGAAGGUCGGAUGUGCAUCAACAUGGAGUGGGGGGCCUUCGGCGACGAUGGGGUGCUCAACGACAUCCGCACCGAGUUUGACCGUGAGAUCGACAUGGGCUCGCUCAACCCUGGCAAACAAUUGUUUGAGAAGAUGAUCAGCGGGAUGUACAUGGGGGAGCUGGUCAGACUCAUCCUGGUGAAGAUGGCCAAGGAAGGGCUGUUGUUUGGGGGAAGGCUCACACCGGAUCUGCUCACCACUGGCCAUUUUGAGACCAGAUUUGUCUCUGCCAUUGAGAAGGAGAAGGAGGGGCUGCAGAAAGCCCACGAGAUCCUGAGCAAGCUGGGCCUGGAGCCGUCGCACGAGGACUGCCUGGCCACGCUGCGCAUCUGCCAGAUCGUGUCCACGCGCUCGGCCAGCCUGUGCGGGGCCACGCUGGCCGCGGUGCUGCGCCGCAUCAAGGACAACAAGGGCGUGGAGCGGCUGCGCUCCACCGUCGGCGUGGACGGCUCCGUCUACAAGAAACACCCGCACUUUGCCCGUCGCCUCCACAAGACUGUGCGGAAGCUGCUGCCAGACUGCGAGAUCCGGUUCAUCCGCUCGGAGGACGGGAGCGGCAAAGGGGCGGCCAUGGUGACAGCAGUGGCCUACAGGCUGGCUGCACAGCACAAGGCCCGGCAGAAGAUCCUGGAGCCCCUGAAGCUGAGCCACGAGCAGCUGCUGGAGGUGAAGGGAAGGAUGAGGAUAGAGAUGGAGAAGGGGCUGGGCAAGGAGACGCACGCAGAGGCGACGGUGAAAAUGCUGCCCACCUAUGUGUGCUCCACUCCCGAUGGAACAGAAAAGGGAGAUUUCCUCGCCCUGGACCUGGGAGGAACCAACUUCCGCGUGCUGCUGGUGCGCGUCAGGAACGGGAUGCGGCGCGGGGUGGAGAUGCACAACAAGAUCUACUCCAUCCCUGUGGAGAUCAUGCAGGGCACGGGAGAGGAGCUCUUUGACCACAUUGUCCACUGCAUCUCCGACUUCCUGGAGUACAUGGGAAUGAAGGGCGUAUCGCUCCCGCUCGGGUUCACGUUCUCCUUCCCCUGCCAGCAGAACAACCUGGAUGAGGGAAUUCUCCUGAAGUGGACAAAAGGUUUCAAGGCGACGGGCUGCGAGGGGGAGGACGUGGUGGGCCUGCUGAAGGAGGCCAUUCACAGGAGAGAGGAAUUUGACCUGGACGUGGUGGCAGUGGUCAAUGACACAGUUGGCACCAUGAUGACCUGUGGGUACGAGGAUCCCUACUGUGAAGUUGGGCUGAUUGUCGGCACGGGCAGCAACGCCUGCUACAUGGAGGAGAUGAGGAAUGUGGAGCUGGUGGAAGGGGACGAGGGCAGGAUGUGUGUCAACAUGGAGUGGGGGGCCUUCGGGGACAGCGGGUGCCUGGAUGACAUUCGGACGGAGUUCGACCUGGCAGUGGAUGAGCUGUCCCUCAACCCCGGGAAGCAGAGGUUUGAGAAGAUGAUCAGCGGGAUGUACCUGGGGGAAAUCGUUCGCAACAUCCUGAUGGAUUUCACCAAGAAAGGGCUGCUCUUCCGGGGACGUAUCUCAGAGAGGCUGAAGACCAGAGGGAUCUUUGAGACCAAGUUCCUGUCUCAGAUAGAGAGCGACUGCCUGGCCCUGCUCCAGGUGCGCUCCAUCCUGCAGCACCUGGGCCUGGAGUCCACGUGCGACGACAGCAUCAUUGUGAAGGAGGUGUGCACGGUGGUGGCGCGGCGCGCGGCCCAGCUCUGCGGCGCCGGCAUGGCCGCCGUGGUGGACAAGAUCCGCGAGAACCGCGGGCUGGACUUCCUCAAAAUCACGGUCGGCGUGGACGGGACGCUCUACAAGCUGCACCCUCACUUCUCCACCGUCAUGCACGAGACAGUGAAGCAGUUGUCCCCCAAGUGCGAAGUGACCUUCCUGCAGUCGGAGGACGGCAGCGGCAAAGGCGCCGCGCUCAUCACGGCCGUGGCCUGCCGCAUCCGCGAGGCCGGGCAGCGGUAGAGGGAAGGAGGUUUGCCCAAGAGCUUGGUUUCAGCAAAACAGGACGUUUCCUCACCCAAUCCCUCCCUCUCUCUGCACACACUCACACACCCACGCACCCCCUCCCCUCCAAGCAGACUCGUAGCUUUACUUGUUCUCCAAGGCACCACGGUGGGACUGGAGACGCCGUGGGCUCUGUACAAAGUGUUGUCGUAGGAGUUUCCUUGCAUGCCAUAAAACCGCCUGUCGAGUAAA